Messenger RNA from Erythranthe guttata (spotted monkey flower), 2081 nucleotides. RefSeq names its product sodium-dependent phosphate transport protein 1, chloroplastic. The record is from RefSeq and is a predicted model, not a curated record. Gene Ontology annotation, biological process: transmembrane transport. Lineage: Eukaryota; Viridiplantae; Streptophyta; Magnoliopsida; Lamiales; Phrymaceae. Gene Ontology annotation, molecular function: transmembrane transporter activity.
AAUAAAAAAUAAAUAAAUAAAUAAAUGAAAGGCAGCCAAUAAACCGUUGAGCUAUCUCAGCCAUGAACACCAGCAGAGCUCUGCUGAUUUCCUUGUACUCUGCUCCAAAAACCCACCCCCAAAUUUCCCCCAGAGCCACCUUUCUCCCCAACUCCGGCCUCUUAUUACAGUUAUGCCCUUGCCAGAGGGCCCACUUCCGCCCCAUUUAUGUCGGAAACGGCCUGAGUUGGAGGGUAAAGAGCGGCAGAGUCCGCGCCGAUGUGAAGUCGGAGCCGUGCGACAUUGCCGAAUCGCCGCCGGAUUCCGUUCAGUUCGGCAAAGUUUUCGCCACGAGUAUUGUCGACGACGACGACGAUGAUGGUGACGUCACCUCCGCGGCGGUUCCGUGGUGGGAACAGUUUCCGAGGCGUUGGGUGAUUGUGAUUCUCUGCUUCUCGGCUUUCCUACUCUGCAAUAUGGAUAGAGUAAAUAUGAGCAUCGCAAUUCUUCCAAUGGCGUCAGAAUCUCAUUGGAGUAUGACAACUGUUGGUUUGAUUCAAUCCUCUUUUUUCUGGGGUUACCUUCUUACUCAGAUUGCAGGUGGUAUAUGGGCAGACACUGUUGGAGGCAAGUUUGUUCUGGGGUUUGGUGUGGUGUGGUGGUCUAUAGCAACAAUACUCACACCCAUCGCCGCGAAACUCGGUUUGCCCUACUUGCUCGUCGUUCGUGCUUUCAUGGGCGUCGGUGAGGGUGUUGCAAUGCCUGCGAUGAAUAAUAUACUGUCGAAAUGGGUACCUGUAUCGGAGAGAAGUAGGUCUUUGGCACUGGUUUACAGUGGUAUGUAUCUUGGCUCUGUAACCGGUCUUGCAUUUUCACCUAUGUUGAUCCACAAAUUUGGUUGGCCGUCUGUUUUUUACUCGUUCGGCUCUCUCGGCACUGUUUGGUUGGCUCUGUGGCUUAACAUGGCACAUAGUUCGCCUCUUGAGGACCCUAAACUGCUGCCUGAAGAAAAGAAGCUGAUUCUUCGAAACUCUUCUUCGAAGGAGCCUGUCAAGUCUAUACCGUGGAGAUUGAUAUUAUCGAAGCCACCUGUGUGGGCCCUUAUUGUGUCGCAUUUCUGUCAUAACUGGGGCACGUUUAUCCUUCUUACUUGGAUGCCGACUUAUUAUCACCAGGUGUUGAAGUUGAAUCUUACUGAGUCGGGACUGUUUUCGGUGUUUCCGUGGCUUACUAUGGCCUUUGCUGCCAAUUUGGGUGGUUGGAUUGCAGAUACUCUUGUCAGCCGAGGUGUAUCUGUCACCAUUGUUAGAAAGAUCAUGCAGACGAUUGGAUUUCUAGGCCCUGCUUUCUUCUUAACUCAGUUGACACAUAUUGAAACCCCUACAAUGGCCGUUUUGUGUAUGGCGUGCAGUCAGGGAUUGGAUGCUUUCUCACAAUCAGGGUUGUAUUCAAACCAUCAAGAUAUUGCUCCUCGAUAUUCAGGUGUGUUGCUUGGUCUUUCUAAUACUGCUGGAGUUCUGGCUGGUGUUUUUGGUACUGCUGCCACUGGUUAUAUCUUGCAACAUGGGUCGUGGGACGAUGUUUUCCAGGUCUCGGUGGGUCUCUACUUAGUUGGAACUGUGGUCUGGAAUCUUUUCUCCACUGGAGAAAAAAUCGUGGAUUGAGAGCCGAGAAUUAGUAUAUAUAUAUGAUGGUUAUUUACUUCGUAUAUAGGGGUAACAUGUGAAACAAGAGCCACGAAGCAUAGAGCUUUUUUCACAUCAAAAUCGAAAAAAGCAAAUGGGGGAAAGUAGUAGUUGCUCUAAGAGUUGAAUUUUGAAGAGCUCUUUUGUUCUUCUCUAUUAGCUGAUUUUGGUAGAGCGUAGAUUCGAAGGCUCGUUUUUCGGCCUUCCAAGUUAAAACCUCCAUAAGAAUCGUGCACCCGACUCUCAUUGGAAUGAGCGUAUAUAUGGAGGUAUACAGCUUUAUUGUAUAUAAUUUACACACACUGAAAGUUGCUUGAUUUUUAGUAGUAUUCAUUAUUAUCAAGGGUAUAGCACCCAUGUAAGUAUACAGUUAUGAAAGCUUGGAAGCUGCUUAAUACAUUGUUGCAUUUGUCUGAA